This is a messenger RNA of Asparagus officinalis (garden asparagus), 882 nucleotides long. RefSeq lists its product as uncharacterized. The transcript has 2 exons. Bases 1 to 882 code for a protein of 293 amino acids. Gene Ontology annotation, molecular function: nucleic acid binding; zinc ion binding. NCBI's taxonomy places the organism in Eukaryota, Viridiplantae, Streptophyta, Magnoliopsida, Asparagales, Asparagaceae. The record is from RefSeq and is a predicted model, not a curated record.
AUGCCGGCAGAUACAACACCAUCGAGCAGCAGAACUGGCAACAUAGUGACGUUGAAGACAACCGGAAGAGAAGGGACAGUCUCUCUUCAUUACCCGCUGCUCACGAAGAGCAACUACUCCGCAUGGGCGCUCAAGAUGAAGGUGUAUAUACGUGCACAAGGCGUAUGGGACGCCAUUGAGCCCACUGACCCCAAUGAUGAGGUAGAGACGCGGAAAGAUCAGAUGGCUCUUGCUGCCAUCUAUCAAGCCAUCAGUGAGGAAACACUUCUCGUGUUGGCUGAGAAGGAGACGACCAAGGAGGCAUGGGAGAUGUUGAAGACAAUGCACAUGGGCGCUGAGCGCGUCAAGGAGGCAAAAAUUCAGACUUUGAGAAGUGAGUUUGAGGGUCUUCGCAUGCGUGAAGCGGAGAUAGUGGAUGAUUUUACUGCAAAGCUGACCACAAUUGUCAACAAGAUUCGUGCAUUGGGCAACAAAGUAGAUGAGGCCUAUGUCGUAAAGAAACUCCUUCGUGUUGUGAUUGCAUCCACAAUUGAGCAAUUUGCGAAGUGGAAAGGGAAAGAAGCAAACGGAGAUAGAGAAAGCUCCUCAGGUUCAUCUAAAGGACGAAGAGCUGGUGCCAGUUGUGAUCGCGGACGAGGGUGUGGCCGCAACUAUGGUCGUGGUCAUAAUCGAGGUGGUCGAGGAAAUGAUUCAAAUUAUCGUGAGAGGAGAUUUGACAAGACUAAGGUGAAAUGCUACAAUUGUCAAAAUUUUGGACAUUUUGCCUCGGAAUGUCGAACUAAAGAGAAGGGUGAGAAAGUUCACUUUGUGGAGGCACAAGAGGAUGAUGAUAAACCAGCUCUCUUGGCGAUGGAAGUUUGUGAGUGUGAGAAUGAUAGGUAG